AACCACGCGCGCCUCGCGGUUGCCGUCAGCUGCAGGUGCCGGGAUGUCCCUGGCUGGGCUUUCCGCCUAGGCUGAGAGGCAAAGCAAGCCAAGCAGGCAGGCAUUCGUCCGGCGCAGCGCGGCGGCGACGCUCCACCUCUUCGGGGCUCCUCCGAUGCGCUUUGGCCGUCGCCUCCUGCCGGCUGCGCGCACAAGGAGGUGCGCCAGCGCCUCCUCGGCGGGAUGUCUCAGGGCGCGCCGGCGGCUAGCACUUUGCAAAGGAGCUCCUCUUCGGAGGGGACGCAGCAGGGUCAUGAAGACGAUGAAAGGAAAGUACGACGGAGAGAGAAGAACAGAGUUGCUGCCCAGAGGAGCAGAAAGAAACAAACACAGAAAGCAGAUAAGCUCCAUGAGGAAUACGAGUGCCUUGAGCAAGAGAAUAUCUCCCUGAAAAAAGAAAUUGGAAAGCUGACCGACGAAAUGAAACACUUGAGCGAAGUCUUGAGGAACCAUGAAAAAGUCUGCCCUCUGUUGCACUGCUCUUUAAACUUUGGCUUGAUUCCUAGACACGAUGUCCUCAGUGGCCCCUUGCCAAGAUGAGGAGGCCACCGUCAGAGGAUUGGCAAGUUCUACUGAUAUGAAAGAGUUUUUGAGAGCCUCUUCCUUUUCCACCAUGCUUCAUGGACACGACAAGCACUCUUGCCACUUGUGACUGCUUUCCCACCACGAAAGUCUAGUAAAUCAUCAGGAUGCCGCCUUGAGAAUGAAAAGCAUGGAUGGACUGAAGCCUUGUGGGAAAAUCUUUGGACAAAGUGCCCUCUCCCUCACUCUCUUUCUCCCUCUCUCCCUGUGUGUUUCCACUGUGUGCUGUUUGUCCAGCAAGGAAUCUGAAAUGUGGCCUUGAAUGCAAAUAACGUUAUCACGUUUAUUUUUAAACACACAACUUUCUUCUCCUCAUUGUUGCUAAGAAAUGUGUUGGCGAUGAUGAGGAAAGGGGAAGAGCCUGUUCUGGAGCUUGAAACCAAAAGGGAUAGUGGGCACAUCCUGGAGCCAAGGAUUGGCACUUCUGCAUCUCUUGCCUACCUACCAGAUUCUUUGUUCCCCAUGUGCCUUGGGCUUCUCCUCUUCCACUCUCUCUCUCUCGUUCUGUGAAAAUCCAAACAUUGCAAUUGCAUGUAUACUUUUCAGGCUUGUUUCAGUCAUACAUAAAUUCAGUGAUACAAAUGCAGCCAUCUCACCUGCUGAUUGGGUAGCCCACACCCUAGACUUUUUUUGGGGGGGGGAGUUCCCAGCUUUCAGGAAAGGCCUUCAGGGGAGCAUGCAGAGGAUGGCAGAGGGAAGAAGAGAGGAAGAUUCCCCUCUCUUGAGCAGUACCCUGGGGUUUAUUGACUGUAAAAACACCAUUAAUUUAAAGCACAUGAACUCCUCCAAAGAUCCCUAGGAACUCUCGUUUAUUGUAGCUCUGUGAGGGGUAACGAUGGCUCCUAGGAUGCUUUGCGGAAAGCCACAUGCUUUAAAUGUCUGGUGUGUAUGUUCUUCCAUUCCUCUAGAAAGUACUGAAUAUUGAGCCUAUGGUUGGCUAGGUUGUUGAACUAUGCCUCCAGCAAUGAUACCCUUUUAUUUCCUCCUCCUUUUGAGCCGCUGUUCUGAACACCAUUCUACAGAGAACAUAUUGAUGCCCCCUUUUUAUGUGCACUGUUCUUCAUCUUCAUGAGCCCCUUCCAUGCCACCCCACCCCCCACCCCAUGAGGGGAAAAAAUAAAUU
Messenger RNA from Zootoca vivipara (common lizard), 1744 nucleotides. RefSeq names its product basic leucine zipper ATF-like transcription factor 3 (gene BATF3). Lineage: Eukaryota; Metazoa; Chordata; Lepidosauria; Squamata; Lacertidae. The record is from RefSeq and is a predicted model, not a curated record. Gene Ontology annotation, biological process: regulation of transcription by RNA polymerase II. Gene Ontology annotation, molecular function: DNA-binding transcription factor activity, RNA polymerase II-specific; RNA polymerase II cis-regulatory region sequence-specific DNA binding. Gene Ontology annotation, cellular component: nucleus.